UGGUGACCAGAGAGGUCUGAAGCCAGCCUACCCGGGUGAAAAGACACCGUGAACGUCGAAACCUUGAGGAAUUCAUAUGAAUUAACAACGCCGUUGUAUAGAUCAAAUGUUUAGGCUUCAAUUAAGACAUAAAUCGCCAUAAUCAGUUUGAUAGUUUUUGAAUGGCAGCUUUUCAAACAUAGUCUGUCCAGAGUCCUGUCAUUUUCUGGAGCUAAUGUGUACAUUUUGUGUACAUUUUUGUGUACAUUUUAUGACUUCGCUUUACUUGUGUUGGGAGGGACAGUUUCAGAAGGACUGACUCAUCAGGUGCAUGAGAGGACACGUUACAGUGUUCUUAUCGUGAUAUGUUAGAGUAAGGAGGAAUAUAUCUCAUAUUUUUUACAGGUAACAGUGAAACUGAAACAUCAAAAUGCCGAGUACAAAUAUUGCAUUCGAUGAGCAGGACGUCAUCAAAAUGGUUCUGGAGUUUCUCCAGAACCGAGACUUGAAUAUAAGUUUGAUGUCUGUUGAACGGGAGACAGGAUUAAUCAACGGAUUAUAUUCAGAUGAUAUGUUAUUCAUGCGACAGCUGAUUUUGGACGGACAGUGGGAUGACGUUGUCGAUUUCAUUCACCCGUUGCAGGGGUUAGAACAAUUUCAAAUGAAGCAAUUUCUCUAUAUUGUACACAAACACAAAUAUCUUGAACUGUUGUGCAUCAAAGCUGAGGGCCCCUUACCUAAUAAUGAUUUCACGGUAGAAGAAGUGGUCAAGUGUCUGAAUGCCCUGGAGCAAUACUGCCCCAAUAAGGAAGAGUACAGCACACUGUGUUUAUUACUGACUUUACCAAAGUUAUCAGAUCAUGCGCAAUAUCAGAAUUGGAAUCCUAGCAAUGCCAGGGUGGAGUGUUUCAUAAAUGCUUACAAACUGACGGAGAAGUUUCUACCUUUUGACAGACGAUUGGAUCAACCAACUGGAGUUGCAAAACAGGAUCGAUUAGUUCAGCUUUUAAUCAAAGGUUUGAUGUACGAGGCGUGUGUCGACUUCUGCCAACACAAGGCAACGAGUACAGAAUCGGACUGUAAAGAGAUCAAAAUACCACCAUUGUUGAAUGGUGCUCCAGUCAGCGAUGCGGAUUUGAGUCUUCUCUCGUGGUUAGAAAGCAUUCCACAUGAUGCAUUUUCAUGUCCAUUCGAGCAAAAGAAUCUCCACGUUGAUGCCAAGGCAUUUGUGAAACCGUGUCUUGAGGCGUCGUGGUCUGAACAAAUCCUCGUCACUCCGAUCAAACCUAAAACAUUUCCACAUUCUGCGAUGCCAAGCACACGACCACGUUCCGCGGAGAUCAUGUCAAGGUCAAUGAUUCCACAGUUGGAUGGAUUAUCGAUGGGUUUGCAGAACCGUCGAGGGAUGGGGAUGUCGAUGGACAUGGGUAUGAUGUCACGAUCAUUCGCAGGUUUUCAUCUCAACGCUACACCUGGGAAACGAAACAUGAUGAAUACAUCGGUGGAUAAGUUAUUCGACGAAGCAACAUAUGAUAUGUCAUCUAGUAUCAGCAUUGCAAGUAGUGCACCAAGUUUUGCAGAGACACCACGUAGGGGAUCCCCACCUCCACCUCUUGCACCGAGCCCCGGCCUAACCUCCACGCCAGCUAUAAUGACAAGUCGGGACCGUGCACUGAAUGAUGGAGACGCUGUGAUGACCCCGCCUAGGUCCGGAUCGCCACACCAGAGCAUCACAGGCAGUAUGAAAAGUUCUGAUUCCCGAGAUUCCGAAUUAUACCGAGAAUAUACUCGUCAAAAACAACGAUUCCAGAAGGAGAUGCAGGAGAAGGAAAAACAACGACUUGAGUACGAAAGGCAGUUAUACGAAACAGAUAAACAACGCUACUAUGAGGCGGACAAUCGGUACAUCGAAGACCCAUAUGGCCCAGGCAGAACCAGGCCAACGCCAACAGGACAAAACUCGAAACUUGAUAAUUCUGAUUCUACGAGCAGUACUCCCAAACCUGGGCCACAGAACACGACACCCCAACCCCAGGGGUCACCUAUCUUCACAGACACCAAUCAAGGACAGAAGCCGCUGCGGAGUGCCCUCAGACAAAGUGGAGAUAUGAAUCGUAACAUCAAUGACCCGACGAGAAUUCCCCCUAAACCUCUCCAUGACGACAACCGGAGCCUCAACAACUCGAGUAUGCAGUCACCAAGGGACAUACAAGACCUGUUUAGAAAUCAACAUUUUGCGUUAGACGAAGUGACGCCACUGUCAAGAACGAAGUUGGCAGAUACCCUCUUGCAUCAGUUCAUGCAUAAAAGUCAGGAAGGCAACAAACCACGGUUCUUGCCAGUGACGACCCUCGAGGAUCAACAGGCUAUCCGAUCGGUGGCGUUUCACCCCGAAGGAACGUACUAUGCCAUCGGAUCAAAUUCCAAGAUUCUUCGAAUUUGUGCAUUCCCAAAUGUAGCAGAGCUAAAGGAUGACCAUGUGACGGAGGAACCGCAGGUGAUGUUCAAACGAGGCAAACACCAUAAGGGGUCCAUCUAUUGUUGUGCAUGGAGUCCCAUGGGUGAUUUUGUGGCAACCGGCUCCAACGAUAAGACCAUCAAGAUGUUGAGGUUCAACAACGACAACUUUGCGACUGUCGCAUCAGAGCUGGAACUGAACCACCACGAUGGCACCGUACGAGAUCUGGUCUUCAUGCAAGACUCGAGUAACCGGUCAUCCCUGUUGAUCAGUGGAGGAGCGGGUGAUUGUAAAAUAUAUAUCACAGACUGUGAGACUGGCACACCGAUACGGGUCGUAUCGGGACAUUCGGGUCACAUCUACUCCCUACACACAUGGGGUGGCUGUAUGUUUGUGAGUGGAUCGCAGGAUAAGACAGCAAGAUUCUGGGAUCUGCGAGCGUCGGCUGCCAUCAGCGUUGUUCAGAGUCCUAGUCCUGGGAGUGCAUUUGCGUCUGUGUGUGUGGAUCCAUCAGGACGUCUGCUCGCGUCAGGGCAGGAAGAUUCCUCGUGUAUGCUGUAUGACAUCCGAGGCGGUCGAGUCGUUCAAACAUUCAAACCUCACACGGGUGACGUCAGAUCAGCACGAUUUUCUCCGAACGCUUACUACUUAUUGACAGGAUCUUACGAUCAGAAUAUAUCACUCACAGAUUUACAUGGAGAUCUUAUGCAGCCUCUGCCUAAGGUCAUUGUCGCCGAACAUACCGACAAGGUGAUACAAUGUCGGUGGCAUCCUCAUCAGCUUGCCUUCGUCAGUACGAGCGCCGAUAAGACGGCCACAUGUUGGGCUCUCCCUGUAGUCUGAGAGAGUGGCUGCUAGAUUUGAGACGUCAUUUUCUUGUGGAGCCAAACAACAGCAUGGUGCUAGGAGGGUGUGAUGUGCAUGUCGAAGCAUUCAGAAACGAAAUUAAGUGGUCCACGUUGGCAUGUGAUAUCCAUACUAAUUGUCGGGAUUGUCGUGUUGUGACGUUACAUUGGUUCCUAGCUGCCCCCUUGUGGACAAACCUAGAACCAUUGUACAUAAAUGUGACUUCUGUUUAUGUGCAGUUGUUAUGUGGUCUCAUACUAGUCAGUGUUUUGUACAUAACCUUACACUCCUACAUAUUCAAUAAUGGAUAAGUCUGUGUUGGAUGACACCUUAAUUGGAAGUGGCUUUUUGCGAGUUUGACCAUGGAGUGGUGAUGAUUCUCAGUGGACAGGUUUCAAAGAACAUGUAUGUGAUUUUCCUGGAACUACCACAUUUAUACAUGUGCAUGUAUGUGAGCUUAAUACAGAUGUUAUAUUAUAACACCACAUUACUAUAUAAACACAUAUUCAGCACUCUGAUAUGUAUAUACAUGUACAUUAAUGGUAAAUUAUUGACUUCAUUCCAUCCAUUCAAUCAUUGUCAGAGGGAGAGGGGCUAAAAAAGUAAAGUUGAACACUUUUGUCUUUUCUAGAUUCAGUCAUUUAUAUUCUGGGGCAAAACUGAAGUAUUGGAAACACCUUUAAAGGGGGACUAUAGACAGGGCAAGGGGGUCAAAUUGGUCGCCUCCAGGACUGGGUCUGGUUGGACUUCGUAAAAAUAUAUUCCUUGUACAUGCGUGAAUAGUGCCGAUGUACCAUGAGAUAGUAGAGACGCCUAUUGGCAACUUCAUGUAACUUUAUCUGGUCCACCUGGCACCUGCCUAUGUCUCCUUUUAAUCCUAUAUUGGUUCAAUAUGUAUUCAGACUUCAUCUGAAGUUGUUUGAACUCCUGUGGGUUAUUUCAAAAUAUUAUCAUUACCUCAUCACCACUGUAAUGUUUUGAAUUGAACAAAACGUGCUACUAUAUGUAUAAAUAUUGAAAUUUGGUUUUGAGAACUGUUGGUGAAUAUACUUACUCUCUAACUACAUGUAGUUGUUCAUAUAGUAUGCAGAUUAUAUAUUGUGCAAGGUAUGUGAAGGGAUUAGUUCUUACAGCAAACAAUCAUCGAAGCUGGGAACAUUGCCAAAUGUAGUUGAUUCUGUCAUAGAUUAGUCUUUAUCAUUUGUACUCAGGUGGGAGAAAGUUACAAUUCUGUCAGUGACAAUCUGUAGUACCGGUAGUCUAGAAGAGCUAAGUUUGCCAUUUUCAGAAAUUAGUGUUCUUAAGUCACGAUCGAAGUAUGCUAAGACAUGACUUCGUAUUUCAAUAUUCCUGACUUGUGUUGUGGAGUAUGGCACUGCUAGUUCUUAAACUACUUUCGAGAAGGCUGGCAUCCUUAGGAAGUCAAGGGACAGCUUUUUGGACUCAUACUCUCAAAUGUGCACCGAUCCUUAGGUAUUUUCAAUUCAUAAUAAUGUCUACAAUUACCUCUGUUCUUUGGAAUUGCAUUAUUGAUGACUGCAUGUGUAUGUUACAAUAUGCCAUGUAGUUUUAAUACUCUUCAAAUUUAAUUCAAAUUGCCAUACAAAGUAAAUAAUGUGUGUGUCUGUGCUGUGUUAUAUUGCUGAGGGAUAAAACUGUUAGACCACAUGAUAACAAAACUGCAAACCUGGAAAUUCCUGUGGCUUUAAAAUGAACCUGUAAGCAUCUCCAAUGUCCAAUUAAGAUGUUGUAUACAAUGUUGCUUUUAUGUGGAGCUUCUAGUGCAUUGAUAUGCUUGUCUUUGUAUUGCGAGAGGGGGAUUUUUAUGUUUCUUGAAGAUAUUGAACCUUUUUUGUAAUCGAUCAUUUUGAAAUGCCGGCAUUUUGAUCAAAGACAUUGUAAAAACAUUUUUUUGUUUUGGAGGUGUUUAUUGUCAUUCUGAUUCAGAAAAUAAUCGAAUGAUUAUCGAUGACUCAAAAAUGUGAUAGAAUGUGAAAGUUGUCCAUAGUUGUACAUACAGAUAUAUCUCGUGGUGAACUUUGUCAUUGUAAUUUAUGAGUAUUAGUUCAAGUAUACCAGGUAAUAUCAUAUUCUUUUGACAAAGUGACAAAAUCAUCUAAAAUUACACUUUCUAAUCUCGUUGAACUUCAGAAAGGAAAUAGAAAAUGAAAGUGAGUAGGCCCAUGUUCAGUUUUAUGAUAGUUGGUGGUGAUAGUACAGGUAUGCCUAACAAUAUUUUGGACAAACACUUGUCUGAUUGAGAGAGACACUGAGAGAAUUUAUGUAGGGCAAUGCUCACUUUGAUAACACUUGACUCGCAGUGCAGAAGUGCUGAUAUUUGAUGGGCGUACUCCAUGCAUUUGGAAACUAUAGAAUUUUAAAAAUCUAACCAGUUUGUAUUAUGGCAGGUCAAUUUAAUUCUCUACCAAGUUAUGUUGAAAUAUGUUUGUAAUUAGUUUGAGAGAAAUUAUCUCUUUUGACGUAGUAUUUAUUUGGAGAGUACAUUAUAUGUUAUUUAUUCCUUUCUAAGCCUCCCUAACUUUGUAUAUUAUUUUUGACUCAGUUGGUAAUUAUGUACAUGAUCAUGGAAUUCAUUUAUGAUUUUAUGCAGGGAAAUCUGGUUGCAAAACAAGCCUAAUUUGAACAAAUUUAGUGAGUCUGAAUCUGCCUUAAAUGGCCUACGGUAUUUGCGUUUUUGUCUGGUACGUAUUUACAUAAUCAAAAAUCUCAUAUUCAAUUUCAAAUUUUGAACUAACAGCGUAGACACAGUUGGUCUUGUUACCAAAUUUCUGCUGUAUUCGAUUCAACAGUAGUAAUUAGUUAUAAUAAUUUUUGCCAUAACUUUUUGUAUUUAGGUCAUCAGUAAUAGUAGAGAUAUGUGAGAUUAAUCAUAAUAGCUAGGGAAGGUAUCAAAAUGGUGGUGACGGGCUGUGGUGCUACUAUGUGUGGGACAUUGCUGUGGCUUUCAAUUUCUGUCUUCUAGGUCGUUGCAUUGACUGUUUACUAAAGGAAUCGCCAAAGGCUCUCGUUGGAACAAAUUUUGAUUGUUAGGGAGGCAGUUUCAAUCAGUUGAUAGUGGAAUGUAAAAUAUGCCAGUUACCAAGCAAAAAUUGCUUUAAAAAGAUCAACUUCUGCUUUGAAUGUGUUGAAUUGAUGAUAUCAGGAUUGAAAAUCACUCAUAAGAUUUUGAACAAUUUCUUGGAGUAAUUUUUGAGUUAUAUUGCAGAUAGUUAUUGUAUUAUGUGCCAUCAAUGUUUAUGCCUUUCUUGCAGAUUGUAUAAAUCUUUGUCAGCUUUAUAAGGUCCAGUAAUCAUAUAAAAAAGUUUAUGAGGAUUUGAAUUUCAAAUUAUCCGAUGACAUACAUGUACGUAUAUCUCAUGUUUAAACUUUUGAAAAAGUGACUGUUAUUAUUCACAGUGUUUGAAAUGAUAAAGGUCUUGUAUUGAUGUGCUACUUUAUGCCAGACCUACAUGUACACAGUGUACAUGUGAACUUUUUGUAAUUGGGUCAUUUUGUUGAUAAAGCAGAUGUACUGGGCCUUUAAGUGUAGCCUUAGCUGUGACACAACUAGUGGCAGGAUGGUGUUGUAAUCCAAUUUGAAUUGUGAAACCAGUUUAAAAGACAGGCAUAAUCAAGAAAUGAUAAAGAUUAGUCUUUAUCAAUUCUUGAUAUAAUCUAUAAUGAAAAGUAUAAGUUGAAAGUCUGUAUUUUUCUAAGCGUUUAGUUUUCAUUCAGAAACAAGCAAUUCUUGCAGUGAGAUACACAAACUUUUAUCACAUGUAUUCGACAUUUCGGCAUCUAACUUAAGUUCUCUUCUGAUCAAGAUUUUAACAUUUUCAUAUAAAUGUACUCAAGUGUUUUAUAUGCAUGUGUUGUACUGGUAUGCAAGAGAUUCAAUUCUCUUCUUGACUCCCACUAAAAGAGAUUCUAGUUUCUCCUGAAUUGUAAAAUACAAAGCUAAAAAAGGUCGGCUCCUUUUCAAAUUCUUGAUUUAUAUUCGUGAUAAACAGCAUUUUCUUAACAACUUCAUCACUCAGGCUGUAGCUCAAUUGCCAUGUCCAAGAAUCUUGCAGUAGGUCAGGCACAUCUGCCAAUUCAGGAGCCUGAAAUAUUCUCAGAGUAAAAUAACUCCAAAUUAUCACCUUUCCUAAAAAUUGCCCAUUAAUUCGACCAUUGUAUCAAAAGAAACACUCAAAGCGUCUUGGUUGUCUUGAACACAAGCUUAUUAUGUUCCCCUUGGCGCCAUCUCACAGCCAUUAAAACAUGUAGGUGUCUGUAUAUUUGCUGCUGCUUAUGUAACUUGUAUAUAAUAAAGCUAUUGUAGAUAAAUGGGAA
Messenger RNA from Lineus longissimus, 7618 nucleotides. Its product is annotated as WD repeat-containing protein 47-like. The record is from RefSeq and is a predicted model, not a curated record. The transcript has 12 exons. Gene Ontology annotation, molecular function: protein binding. The coding region runs from base 410 to 3280 and encodes 956 amino acids. NCBI's taxonomy places the organism in Eukaryota, Metazoa, Nemertea, Pilidiophora, Heteronemertea, Lineidae.